UUCGGUUUGUGCGGAGAAAUUACGAUUUUACAACAAUGUUCAUGCUCCUCAUUGGUCUCCUCACCCUGUCGUGUCUCCCCCGGUCGAUUCUCGGCUGCUGUGAUGAUAGCAACGCCCUUCUGUACAGAGUUGACAUCACCCUUCCUCCUAAGGUGGGGAGGGACGAGACGGCAGACAUAUUGCAGAUUAAGGCAAAAGUGGAGGGUCUAACUGACAUCAAAGUUAUAUUUUCAUUUAAGGAAAUCGGGAACCCAAAGGUAUUGCUUGUUCUUAAUGUUGAGAAAGCGUGCAGCUGGCCACAAUUGACAAGCUUUCUGUCACGAAAGGGCUAUGAGGUGAAGACGACCCCAGUGUACCGCUGUAGUGACUACGCCCGGUAACUUGGGGUCAAUGUAUCAAGAGACAUUUAUGAUUUGUCUCUCGAGGAUGAUGAG
Messenger RNA from Haliotis rufescens (red abalone), 434 nucleotides. RefSeq lists its product as uncharacterized. The record is from RefSeq and is a predicted model, not a curated record. NCBI's taxonomy places the organism in Eukaryota, Metazoa, Mollusca, Gastropoda, Lepetellida, Haliotidae. The coding region runs from base 36 to 380 and encodes 114 amino acids. The transcript has 3 exons.